This is a messenger RNA of Durusdinium trenchii, 1733 nucleotides long. NCBI's taxonomy places the organism in Eukaryota, Dinophyceae, Suessiales, Symbiodiniaceae. The record is from the annotation of a GenBank genome assembly.
GAUGUUUUCUUGACCCAUUCAGCACUGAUGGCCCUCGCUUCCUUGCACCCCUUGGCACGUGGUCGCCUGGAUCGGGGAAGCACUUUGGCUGCUAUCCAGCUGCAUGAGACCGUUCGCCCAGAUCGCUGGUGUGUGACGCGUCAUGACCUCUGGCAAUUGAAGAAAGAGGUCGUGCGGGCCAUCUGCGAGGGAAGAAUCGGCGUGGACUCCGAGAGCGAAGACAGUCAGGACAAUGAAGACUAUGAAGACGUCUAUGGGCCCAGCAUUUACAUUGUCAAUGAGCAGUACAUCAAGCCAGUGACAGCCGAAGCUGGCAAGGUCAGUUGGGCUUUGAUGCGCAAUCCAGAGGGAUUGGACUGCGAUGUCUUUGUCAGCCAUGCUUGGCAGGAGGGUGUCUUCGAAUUUCUCUCGAAACUCCGUUGCUCCUGGCCUUGGGCCGCGCGCAAUGCCUGGUGCUGCAUGCUGGCGAAUCCGCAACACUUGAAUAUCGGUUCGAUGCUCUUGUCGCCCAAGACAUCGCCCUUUGCCCUGGCCUUACAAGCCUCGAAGACGGUUUUGGUCGUGGCCAACCGGCACAAGAGUAUCUACUGUCGCCUUUGGUGCGGCUAUGAGGCAUAUGUGGCUUCGGAGGAUGCAAAGGUCAUCCGUAUCGCCGCUGCUCCUCUGGCCAACCGGAUGUGUUGUAGCUGUUGGAUGACUUUGUUGCCACUGUCUUUGGGUUUCAUCUUGGGUGCGCUGGCAAAUGUACUACAUUGGGAUCUCAGCCCACAAGGCGUGGUGGUGGUGUCUCUUUGCGCCUUCUUCAGCGCCUACUUUCAUGGCCCUCUGCGGCAAGCCUCCAACUACGCAGGACUCGUGGCGACCGCCAGCAUGGAGUUGAGUUUCGAUCCCACUGGCAAAGGCAGUGAGUUUCAUGAGUUGGGUCUCCAACUCAUGGACGGCCGACUCACGUGGAUAGGUUUGAGCGCCUUGUUUGUCAUCGCAGAGCUUGAUAGAGCUUGGAGCAGUCACAUUGAGGAGGAAGGUGAGCUCCUGCGGAAGCGAUACUCAGGGUCGAUUCGCUGGGCUACUUGUUCGCAGCCAACGGAUCAGCAGAACAUUUGGGAUGAGAUUGGCGACAAGGUGGACGAGGUGGAUCAUGCGAUUCAUGUGCUCAUCACCGCGGGGAUCUCGUCUCCCUCCUUGCGCGCGGCCGCCAAGCUCGGGGUGGACAUCAAUCACGCAGGGCAUGCGGAGGCAGCUGUUGCUUUUGUCGCGCUCGGACCAUUGCUGGUGCUCAGCGCGUGUGAAAUGGCGAACAUAGCCUGUUGCGAGCUGCCUCAGACACCACUGGGCUGGAUUUGUUUUUGCUUGGCCGUGGGCGGAGUGUUAGCGCGACUGAUCCUCCUCGUCAUGCUGUUCUCAAGUCCUGCAGACAAAAGAUUGUUCAUCCUGAAGGUGGUGACCAAGCUGCUCACAGCGGCGGUGUUCUGCCUGUCCAUGGUUGUGAUCUCUGUCUUUUUUGAGUGGCCAGGUGCAUAUCAAGCUGCUCACAUUUGUUUAGCACUGGGCGAUGCGAGCUUCUUGUUUUCCCUGGGCUUCUCUCUCCUGGGCAUGGAUCGUACGAUGGCUCUUCCAGGUGGCAAGUGGUUGCUGCAGUGGUUUCUGUCGCGGCAAGGAGGUCGCAUACCAAAGGUAUGCAAGACUUCUGUCGACACCGACUCCUCCGAGUGAGUGCCAACGAUCGUCCAAAA